This is a messenger RNA of Penicillium hordei, 1158 nucleotides long. RefSeq lists its product as uncharacterized. The transcript has a single exon. Lineage: Eukaryota; Fungi; Ascomycota; Eurotiomycetes; Eurotiales; Aspergillaceae. The record is from RefSeq and is a predicted model, not a curated record. Bases 1 to 1158 code for a protein of 385 amino acids.
AUGAAUCCCUACAUUAGCUGGGCAAUCUUGCUCGUCGUGGCAGGUGGCCUCGGCUGGUACUACACCAAUGGCACCACCCCCAAGGCCAACGUGAUUCGAGCUGCCGUGGAGAAAACCGAGGCCACUGUAGCACCCAAGAAGUCAAAGCGCAAGUCUAAGCCUGCUCCCGAGCCGGUUGCCGCCAAGAAAUCCGAGGUGCAGACCGUCGUCUCGCCCCCCACCACCGAGGACGAGAAGCCAGAUGAAGAAAUCGAUCGCAAGGAGAUGGCCCGCCGUAUGGCCGGCCUCAAGACCAACGCCCCUGCUCAGCCCGCUCCCGCCAAGCCCGCUCCCACCAAGAGUCAGAAGAAGAACAAGAAGAAGGCUGCCCAGCUCGAGACCAGCGACACCCGUGCUUCUUCGACCACUGGCGCUGAGGCUGAUGACGAUCUUUCUCCCGCCGCGUCCCCCGCGGUGAACGCCACUGUCCCCUCGGCCGGAUAUGUUUCCGACAUGCUGGAGGCUCCCGCCCCUGGUGCAUCUGUGCUCCGCGUUACUGGCAAUGUUGAGAACCAGCCUAAGAAGCAGAAGGUCCAGACUUUCAAAGAGGUGGAGACCAAGAAGCAGCGCCAGCAGCGUCUCAAGAACGAGGCCCGCAAGCAGCAGGUUCAAGAGGCUGAGGUGGAGCGCAAGAAGCUGCUUGAGAAGCAGUUGCACACUGCUCGCGAGUCUGAGCGCCGCGAGGCUGCCCGAUCAACCGCACCCGCUGCCAACGCUUGGCAGACCAAGGAGAAUACUGCGCCGGUGAAGACCAAUGUGGUCAAUGGCGGAUCCCGCCCUGCUCCCGCCUCUCACGGUCUCCUGGACACAUUCGAGUCCCCUGCUGCCCCUACCCCUACUAAGUGGGCUCAGAACCUUCCCUCGGAAGAGGAGCAGAUGCGCCUCUUGGGAGCUGCCAACGGCGAUGACGAAUGGACCACCGUUUCCAAGAAGCAGCCUAAGAAGAAGGGUGGCAAGUCUGACGAGAGUGUCAGCGAGACCAGUGCCUCGGAGAACCAGUCUACUCCUGUCGCUCCUGCCCCCAUUGAGCCUCGUGUGACCGUGACCCCAACCUACCUCCCCGAUAUCUUGCGCUCGCGUGAGAAGGGCCACCCACUGGACUCUGAUUGGGCCGCUUGA